Hansenula anomala is the source of this 988-nucleotide messenger RNA. RefSeq lists its product as uncharacterized. The annotation marks the transcript as partial. The transcript has a single exon. Lineage: Eukaryota; Fungi; Ascomycota; Saccharomycetes; Phaffomycetales; Wickerhamomycetaceae. The record is from RefSeq and is a predicted model, not a curated record.
CUAAUAUUCAAACAACCAUUAAUUUAAAUAACGAACAACAACAUGCCUUUGAUGAAAUUAUAGCUAAUUCACACCAAAUUUAUUAUUUGAAUGGUUGUGCAGGUUCAGGUAAAUCUUUUUUAUUAAACUCAUUGAUUAGAUGCUUUUUGAAUCAAAAAAAGAAAUUUCUGGUAUGCGCUUCCACAGGUAUUGCAGCCACAAAUCUUUUAUUUGGGAGAACUUCCCAUAAAACGUUCUCUAUACCAAUAGAUAACAAUGAAAAAUUUCAUAAUGAAGAAUCCAAAAAAUUAUUCAAAAAAAUUUCCGACGAAUUUGAUAUUUUAAUAUUUGAUGAAAUUAGCAUGUCUCACAAAAAGGAUCUAGAAUACAUCAACGUGGGUUUAAAAAUUGCUAAUGAAACAAAUGAUCAUAUGGGUGGUAAAACAAUUAUUUUUUCCGGUGAUAUUAAACAAUUACCUCCAGUAUCAACAUCUAAUACAUCUUCAAUUUCACCUCUAUUGAACUCAUUCUAUUCCACUCCACUUUUCACUGAUUCUUUUAGGUUGGAAUUGAAUUUGAACAACAGAAUCAAAGACAACGAACCACACAAGGAUCAAUACCUAUCCUUCCUCAAUGAACUAAGACAACAUUCCACCACUGACUUUAAAAUUCCAUCAUUCUUAAAUAAAUCAUCUGAUUCAAAUGAUUUAAUUUCCUCUAUUUACGAUGAAGAAUAUUUGAAGAGAUACACUCAAUACAGACUUGAAUUUGAUUUUGAACAACUUUUAAAUUACUUUUCUAAAUCUCAAAUUAUUACACCAACCAAUGCAAAUGCCAAUAUAUUAAAUGAUCAAGCAUUAAUUCAUUUUUCCAAUAACAUCUCCCAACAACCAAUUAUAGAAGUCAGUGCUUAUGAUUACUAUCUCAACCCCAAUGAAGACACACUCACUCCAUUGAAUUCACCUUUGGAAUCACAAGUUUUGAAUCAAAAUGAUUUACCUCCAUCCAC